AUGUUCAAAUCUCAACACGGUUUUGAAAAAUACUGUUUCUCUGUGGUGAUGCAAGAGAUUGGUUCUUGUUCGACGACACCGAUCAUGCGUUCUUUGGUGGGCACCACGAAAAGGAAUUUGUCUUUAUUUCGGAAUGACACAUCUGUUAUUAGAUUAAAUUGUACUUCAAUCACUCGGAAAUCCAUGUUUAUGCAUCGGAAAUCAUUUCAAAUAUUUAAAUUUUCUGAUUCAGAUCGACAGCAACGUUACUAUCAUGAAUCAUUGCAUCGGCUGCAAUCAUCAUCACCAGAACAAACACAAGAAAUGUUUCCAAAUUUGAAAAAUUUUCUGAAAAUGGACUCUUCCAGAAUUGAUUUUUUUGAAGUGUUAAAAUCCAUUGAUUUUCAAAAGAAUGAAAAACAACGACCUACUUUUCAUGAAUAUAAUAACAGCGGACAAAAACUUAAAUUAUCGAGAAGACCUGAUCCAUCAGCUCGUUCUUCAGCUGUGAUGGUUUUAUUUUUCAAACGGGGAGAGAAAGGAGAACCUUUUCUGGUCUUGUUGCAAAAAACCCCUGCAAAAAAGAACACAAAUUACCAACAUGCAGGUCAAAUAAGUUUUCCAGGUGGAGUUUUUGACUCAACAUUAGAUUCUAGUUUAUUAGACACAGCCAUCAGAGAAACGAACGAAGAAAUUGGACAACAACAUAUUCAAGUUUUGAAUGAGUCGCUUCCAAGUACCAUGACAGGAGCACGCAAUUUUAAUGUCAAACCUUUUAUUGGUCGAUUGUUACAAAAUAAUGAACAAACAAACGCUGAAUUUCAUUACCUUCUACAAACAGACGAAAUUGAACACUUAUUUGAGGUGAAAGUUUUAGAUUUAAUUCAAAAUUCAAAUUUUGAACCUCUUGGAAAAACCAUCAUUAAUUCUUCCUUUACACAUUAUGGUCCAGUGUUUCAUUUGACCAAUGUUCACUCUGUGACCCGAAACACAACAGUUCCAUACGCUUCUCGUCGUGUCACUUCCGAAUUGUUGAACAAGUGUAAGAUUGUCAACAAUAAUUUCAUCGUUUUUUCUCAACCAUCGACAUCGACCACUGGUGGUCUUUCAAGAAAUUUCCAUCAACAGUUGAUUCGUCUCGACUCUUCCAAUGUGGGUGUAGCCUCUGCACAAGCUUGUCCCUAUCACAAGACUGCAACCUCCACAAGUAGUGCUGUAGUGGUAGAUCAACCACCAGCACAUUCAUCAGCAAUGGAAGUAAACACUUGUACAACUUCGGAAAGUAAACCUCCUCUCAAAUCAUUCCAAGAUUUACCAGGUCCAAAACCUUUACCAUUGAUUGGUAACUUGUGGGACUUGUUGAAAAAUAAGAAAAAAUUGCCCAAUGCUUACUUUUUAGAGUUGUGCGAACAAUAUGGAUACAUGGUCAAGUUGACUCUUCCAAAGAAUAACAUGCUCAUCAUUUCUCAUCCUGACAUUAUUGAAGAAUUGAUGAGAAAAGAAGAACGUAGAGAUAAAUUAGUAGCUCUUCGUUAUGUUAAGGAACAACACAAUAUUGAAUUGUUACCAAUUGAAUUGAGAUAUGAUGAAGAUUGGCAACCUAUUCGUUCCUUGUUUAAUAUUGCCAUGAAACCUGAAAAUUCAGACAAGGUGAGUCUUCCUCAACUCACUGAACUCAAUGGAGAUUUCUUGAGAAUUGUUGCCGAUAAUUUGAAAACAGUAGUAUCAUCCAAAGAUGGAGAAACAAAAUAUUUAAUUCCCAAUGCCUUUGGAAUUACUUCCUUAUAUACAUUUAAGGCAGUUACAAAAGUAUUUCUCGGAAUCAAGGUCGAUGAAGAGGUUGAAAAACUUCUUCCAUGGAAGAUGAGUGAAUUUGUGGAUGCAGCUGUUCGUUCCACUGAUGUGGCCAUUGGACUGGACACCAAACCUCCCUUAUACAAGCUUUAUAAAACUCGAGAAUACAAAGAAAUGGAAGAUUUACUAUUGAAGGUCUUCAUUGGUUGCCGAGAAUUCAUCAAAGCCUUUGCUAAAAACCCAAAUCCUAACCUUCCUCGAUUGAAAGACUUGAUUGAUGAACGAGCUGCUGGAAUGGAAAAUCCCGAACGUAAAGUCGAAGGAGUAUUGACUGCUUUUAUUAAUGGUGGUGUUGAUAUUACCUCUCGUAUGAUGGUGAAUCAAUUCUACAGACUCGCUCAUCACCCUGAUUAUCAAGAAAAGUUGUAUCAAGAAUUGGUUCAAGUAUUUGGAGAACCAUCUGCUGAGGAAUUUACUUCGGAACAAGGACUGCAUGUCUCUUUGGAACAAUACAAGAAAUUGAAAUUAAGCAAGAAUUUCUUUGAAGAGAUUUUACGUAUUGAUCCUUUUAGUUACAUGACCAGUGGUCGAUGGUUGAGAGAAGACACCGAAUUGAAUGGAUAUUUAAUUCCAAAAGAUACAAGAGUGUUAGUGGUGAAUUAUUAUCCAAAUUUGAAGGAAGAAUUUGUUCCACGUGCUAAAGAGUUUAUUCCUGAAAGACAUGAGAAGGGAUCACCUCUUGCUCCAAAGUCCUUGUACAUUAGUCUUCCAUUUGGCAUUGGAGCUCGUAAAUGUCCUGGCUCCAGAAUUGCAAGCACAGAGAACCACAUGGCACUCAUUAAUCUUGUCAGACAUUUCAAAUUGAGUCAUGGAAACCCAGAGAAAUUCCCAGAGCCUGCCAUGGAUCAAUCUUUGUUGUACAUUGACACCAAGAACCAUCCACUGUACCUCGUUCCAAGAGAUCAUCUCAAACCAGUCCUGGAACAAUAUCUUGCCAACAAACAACAGAAAUAA
Molecule: messenger RNA, 2787 nt
Organism: Naegleria lovaniensis
Lineage: Eukaryota; Heterolobosea; Eutetramitea; Acrasida; Naegleriidae
Exons: 4
Coding region: 1-2787 (928 amino acids)
Molecular function (GO): oxidoreductase activity, acting on paired donors, with incorporation or reduction of molecular oxygen; heme binding; coenzyme A diphosphatase activity
Source: RefSeq, a predicted model, not a curated record